Molecule: messenger RNA, 1356 nt
Organism: Orbilia oligospora ATCC 24927
Lineage: Eukaryota; Fungi; Ascomycota; Orbiliomycetes; Orbiliales; Orbiliaceae
Exons: 2
Coding region: 1-1356 (451 amino acids)
Biological process (GO): vesicle-mediated transport; mitotic spindle elongation
Cellular component (GO): Golgi membrane
Source: RefSeq, a predicted model, not a curated record
AUGUCCACCGACCACCCCCGCGGUGCACUCUACACACCACCCAUGAAUUCCUCUUCAAACACCACCACCACAGCACCGACAUGGACACGCAACGGACGACGGUCACGGUCAUCAUCCACAACAUCCGUCACAUCCGCGUCAUCGAAUCUGAUCACCAACGUGUGGAAGUUAAAACGUAAAGCGCAUCAGUAUUGGAACAAAUUGAGUCUUGCGCAGAAGAUCAUCGGGUGUACCGCGCUCGCUAUACUAAAUAUUGGAAUCUUGUUGGGGGUUAUUUAUCAUGAAGCUAUUUUUCAUUGGUUUUCGCCUAUUGCUGAUAAAUGGCGUGAAAUGCCAUAUGGAUUCCUAAUCCUAUUCGCCUGGACAUUCGUCUCCGCCUUCCCCCCAAUGAUAGGCUACUCCACCUCCAUCACCCUCGCCGGUUUCAUCUACGGCGUCCCAAACGGCUGGUACAUCGCCUCCUCAGGAACCGUAAUCGGGUCCACAGCCGCCUUCAUAGCCUGUCGUCUCUACUUCCGAGAUUUUGCGCAACGAAUGGUAUCAACCGAUAAAAGGUUCGCAGCAUUAUCACUAACCCUCAAACACGACGGUUUAAAACUCCUGUGCAUGAUCCGUCUUUGUCCAUUGCCGUAUAGUAUCUCCAACGGAGCUAUGAGUACCUUUCCUACGGUUAGUGCGUGGAAAUUUGCGGUUGCGGGAGCGGUUGCUAGUCCGAAGUUGUUUAUUCAUGUUUUUAUUGGUCAUCAGAUGAAGGUUCUUGGGGAGACCGGGGAGAAGAUGGAUGCGGGGACUAAGGCGUUGAAUUAUGGGAGUAUGAUAUUUGGAGCGUUGUUUGGGAUGGGGACUGGGUGGUUUAUUUAUAAGAGGACGGUUAGGAGGGCUAGACAGUUGGAGGCGGAGGAGAGGAGGAGGGUUGUGGGGAGUGCUGCGGGGGGGAGUACUGGGAGUGGGGAAGGGGAGGAGGUUGAUAUGAGGCCUUCUUCUGGGAAUGUUGCUGGUAGAGAUGGUGGUGGGAAUGGUAGGGAUGGGUAUUCGGAUGAUCCGGUUGAGGAGGAGUUGGAGAGGACUUUGAGCGGGGGAAGAGGAGGAGGAGGGAGUGGAGGGAGGUAUGUGGAUGAGGAAGGUGGGAAGGGGGGGAAGAGGAGGGAUGGGAUUGCGGGGAGGGCUAUGGGGGUUUUUAAUGGGAUUUUUGGGGGGGUGGCGGCGGAUACGAGGUUUUUGGAGAGUGAAGGGGAGGAGGAAGAAGGGAGGUUGUUGGAUGGGGAUGAGUUGAUGGAGGAUGAAGAUGCUGAGGAGCUUUUGGUGGUUGAGGAUGGAGGGGUGGAGAUGGAGGGGGGGAAGUAUGGGAGGAGGUAG